Molecule: messenger RNA, 1959 nt
Organism: Lipotes vexillifer (Yangtze River dolphin)
Lineage: Eukaryota; Metazoa; Chordata; Mammalia; Artiodactyla; Lipotidae
Gene: BNIP5
Product: BCL2 interacting protein 5
Exons: 11
Coding region: 1-1959 (652 amino acids)
Source: RefSeq, a predicted model, not a curated record
AUGGAGCCGCCGCGGGGCCCAAGGAAGCCUCUGUCAGGGAGGAGAGCCAGGUCUCUGGACAGGCUGCGGAGCCCCCAGCAGGAUUCAGAGUCGUGGGACUGCCGGUGCAUUUCCGGGCCCACCAGCCCCUCCAGGAGGAUGCUGCGCCGGACGGCCAGCGAUGGGGCCAGAUGUCCCAAGAGCCCAGCUCAGUCUGCGGAGGCUCAGGGCACCACGGCUGCAGCCCUCAGCCCGGAGGAGACCAGGGAGUUUCUCCCCAGUGAGCAGAGGCCUCCGCAGGACACCAAGAAGGACAAGGCCCAGGGUCGGGCCCAGCAGGGCUGGCUGAGGGCCAUGAUGAACUUCUUAUUUGGGACUGGCCCUGAGGAGCCCAAGGAAAAGACCAACAAGAGGGCCAAGGGGAAGGAGGGCCUCCCCGAGCCCGCAGAAACCCCCGAGACACUGGGCGAACCAGCUCCCAGGAAGAAAGCCCACAGCAAGAAGGCCAGCCGCAAGAAACACGGUCACAAGAAACAUGGUGCUGAGGAAACCAAGGGGAUCCGAGAUCAGGAGGCCAAAGGGCAGGAGGCCAAGAUGGCUGGUGCCUCAUGCUGCGAGGAGGCUGCUCCGGGCCCAGCAGCUGGGGGAGGGGAAGUUUCUGACCUCCGCCAGUUCUCCCUUCUUGAAGGUGGAGGUGCUGGAGUCCGGAAGGUUUCUUCCCAAGCCACAGGUCACCAGGGGGAAGAGGAGCUCGGAAAACCUGACAAGGAUACCAUCAUUCAGAAGAUAGUGGAAUUGCUCCAAAAAGUGGGAGACCAGUGGGAAGAAGAGCAGCGUCAAGCCCCUCAGCCAGAGGUGGCUCCUCAAAACCCAGCACCAGGCUUCAGGAAGAAACCCCAAGAGAGAAAGUCUACCCUCAAGAAAGCCUUUUCUCAUAAGAAACAUGGUUCUGAGGAACCCAAGAGAGCACGGGCUGCAGAUGUUUCCAGCCCAGAGUCCCGGCCGCCCAAGAGGCCCAGCUUUCUGCCCCUGUGUGUUGGUGGCCAUCGGCCCUCCAGCUCCAGCAGCCCAGGUGUGGAAGAACCUGAGGUCCAAGAGGCUCUGUCUACAGACGGUGGGGAUCCAAGUCCCUUCGAGCUUUCCAACCCAGCAGGAAGCCGGGGACCCGAAGAGGACCUGCAGCUGGACAGAGCCUCGGAAUUCAAAUUUAUCCAGAAGAUCCUUGACCUACUCCAAGAUGCAGAGGAGCAGCGGGGAGACAAGCAACUUCAAGUCCAGGAGCCAGAAGUGGCUGUAGGAAACCUGGCCCCAACCUCCAGGAAGAAAUCACAAGAGAAAAAGUCCAGUUUCAGAAAAGCCUUUUCUCAUAAGAAACAUGGCUUCAAGGAGCCCAAGAGAGGGGGUGCUGCAGGUGCUGCCAGCCCAGACUCCCGGCCGCCAAAGAGGCCCAGCUUUCUGCCCCUGUGUGUUGGUGGCCAUCGGCCCUCUAUCUCCAGCAACCCUGAUCCGGAGGAUGUGGAGUUCCAGGAGUCCUCGCCUGCAGAAGGGGGGCCAGUUGGAUCCUCAGAAGCACCCUCCCAGGCCAGAAGCCACAAGCCAGAAGCAGGACCUCAGCCAGAUGGAGCAAAUGAAUCUAAGGAGCUGAUCAUCCAGAAGCUGGUGGCCCUUCUCCAAGAAGUGGAUGGCCAGUUGGGGGAGCAGAUCAGGCAACACCCCAGCUUUAAGAAGUUUUUUUACAAGCUCUCAGACUCUUCCCUCAGAAAGCUCGUAGCCACCCUGCGCACCCAGGAGGCCCACUCCACGGAGCCCAAGAGACCCUAUCCGUUUGUCUUUGGCUUGGCUAACAAAUGUGCUGGCAGCAAUUACCAAGCCGUCCUCAGCCUCACGGGCCUACACUACAGGCGACCGAGUUUUAGCCAGUUCCCAUACAGGGAGGACCAGCAGAGCGACACAAAUCCUCAGAGCCAGAGUCCAGACUGA